This is a messenger RNA of Pseudonaja textilis, 1708 nucleotides long. RefSeq names its product cytidine monophosphate N-acetylneuraminic acid synthetase (gene CMAS). Lineage: Eukaryota; Metazoa; Chordata; Lepidosauria; Squamata; Elapidae. The record is from RefSeq and is a predicted model, not a curated record. Gene Ontology annotation, molecular function: N-acylneuraminate cytidylyltransferase activity.
GAAGGGGGGGCGGGGCUUAAACGUGGCAGGGCGGUUUCUGUUCUUUCUGUCAGGCAAAUCAUGUCUGCGACAGUUGGGGAUUCUCCUUCGCUCGCUGUCUCCUCUUCCCGGCCGUCGGGGGAUGCCGACUUGGGGUCCCCUCACAUAGCGGCGCUGGUCCUGGCUCGAGGCGGCAGCAAAGGGAUCCCGCUAAAGAACAUUAAGCUCCUGGCUGGCGUUCCGCUGAUUGGUUGGGUAUUGAGGGCAGCCCUCGACUCCGGCGCCUUCCAGAGUGUGUGGAUUUCCACGGAUCACGAUGAAAUUGAGAAAAUUGCCAAGCAGUUUGGAGCUCAGGUUCAUCGGAGGAGCUCUGAAGUAUCUAAAGAUUCUUCGACUUCUUUGGACACCAUUAGGGAGUUUCUCCAAUAUCACGAGGAGGUUGAUGUUGUAGGGAACAUUCAAGCAACUUCCCCUUGCCUGCAUCCCACCGACCUGGUCAAAGUGGUCAGAAUGAUCUGUGAGGAUGGCUUUGAUUCGGUCUUUUCAGUCGUGCGGCGGCACCAGUUCAGAUGGAGUGAAAUUAAAAAAGGAGUCUGCGAAGCAACCGUCCCGCAAAAUCUGAAUCCUGCCAAGCGUCCUCGGCGACAGGACUGGGAUGGGGAACUUUAUGAAAAUGGAUCGUUUUACUUUGCCAAGAGGGCCUUAAUUGAAAAGGGAUAUUUGCAGGGUGGGAAAAUGGCAUACUACGAAAUGCGAGCUGAGCAUAGCGUGGACAUAGAUGUGGAUAUAGAUUGGCCUAUCGCGGAGCAACGGGUCUUAAGAUAUGGCUACUUUGGGAAAGACACCUUAAAGGAAGUGAAGCUUCUGGUUUGUACCAUUGACGGAUGCCUCACCACCGGCCACAUCUACAUCUCGGAAGACGGAAAAGAGAUGGUUUCCUAUGAUGUCAGAGACGCUGUUGGAAUCAGUCAGCUUCAGAAAAGAGGCGUCGAGGUGCAUCUGAUCUCUGAGAGAGACUGUUCCACCAAGGGGCUCUUCACCUCGAAGCUGGGCUGCACCGUGGAAGUCGGGGUGAUAGACAAGCUGGGCGUCGUGGAGAAAUGGCGGAAGGCCAUGGGGUUGUGCUGGAAAGAGGUGGCAUACUUAGGAAACGAAGACUCGGAUGUGGAGUGCCUGAAAAAAGCCAGCAUGAGCGCCGUCCCUGCAGAUGCUUGUCCGGCUGCGCAGAAAGCGGCGAGCUACAUUUGCAGGUCCAGUGGUGGCCGCGGGGCUGUUCGCGAGUUCGCCGAGCACAUCCUCCUUUUGAUGGAAAAGGUGAAUUCGGCUGGAAAAAAUUUGGGCCGACCAAGCUAGGGAGUCGCCUCCGAGCAGCGUCGCCUCUGGGAGAGAUGGAAUUCUGCUUCGUUGAUUUUGCUGGGGGUGUCUUUCCUCUGCUUGGCUUUUGACAUUUCCAAGAUUUCCAAAAAAGGACCCGGAUGAGAAUCUUCAAAAUAUCUGCUUUAUUAUUGUUAUUAUUAUUGCACUGUGGUGAAAUCGUUACUGAAUUGAUGCAGACCCAGGGUGGCAGGAAAACCCAAUAAAUCCAAAGACAUGCUAAUGUCAUAUGUGUCUAUGGAGGUUCUCGGUCAUCCUUGACAUGGUUGUCCCAAGAGACAACCGGACUUUCUUGGUUUUUCUUUUGAAGACGUUUCGCUUCUCACCCAAGAAGCUUCUUCAGCUCUGACUGGAU